Aplysia californica (California sea hare) is the source of this 438-nucleotide messenger RNA. RefSeq names its product 60S ribosomal protein L44. Gene Ontology annotation, biological process: translation. NCBI's taxonomy places the organism in Eukaryota, Metazoa, Mollusca, Gastropoda, Aplysiida, Aplysiidae. The record is from RefSeq and is a predicted model, not a curated record. Gene Ontology annotation, molecular function: structural constituent of ribosome. Gene Ontology annotation, cellular component: cytosolic large ribosomal subunit; ribosome. The coding region runs from base 79 to 399 and encodes 106 amino acids. The transcript is spliced from 5 exons.
UUAUCAAUAUCGAAAGUUGGCUAUGCGCAUGUCUCGCUUGAAAUCCGUUUCCACUUCCUUUUCCAUGAAAACUUCAGAAUGGUGAACGUUCCGAAGUCACGCCGGACCUUCUGUAAGGCUAAAAAGUGCAAAAAGCACACCACCCACAAAGUUACCCAGUACAAGGCUGGAAAAGCAUCCCUGUAUGCUCAAGGAAAAAGGCGUUACGACCGGAAACAGAGUGGAUACGGUGGACAGUCCAAACCUGUCUUCAGGAAGAAGGCUAAGACAACAAGGAAGAUUGUGCUCCGUAUGGAGUGCACAGAGUGCAAGUACAGAAAGCAGCUGCCCAUCAAGAGGUGUAAGCACUUUGAAUUGGGAGGUGACAAGAAGAGAAAGGGCCAGAUGAUCAUGUUCUAGACUGCACUUCCUAAAUAAAUAUGUAAAAAAACAACACAA